GGGGGCAGGACAGAGGACCCUCCAUUAUUCCCGCCGCCCCUUCUCCAGCCUGUGCGUCACUGCGGGGCUGGGCGGCUGCAGGACGCUGGAGGAGGAAGGCAGCGGGUGAGCGGCAUCCCCAUUCCCUGGCCCGGGGCACCAUGAAGACACGCUGAGUGCCCAGCCGCCUGCGCCGCGUCCAGCCGCCGUCCGGGACAAUGAUUCCCGUUACUGAAUUCCGUCAGUUCUCCGAGCAGCAGCCAGCAUUCCGAGUCCUCAAACCAUGGUGGGAUGUGUUUACCGAUUAUCUGUCUGUGGCCAUGCUUAUGAUCGGGGUGUUCGGCUGUACAUUGCAGGUAAUGCAAGAUAAGAUUAUCUGUCUGCCAAAGAGAAUAUAUCCUGCUCAGAACACUUCUAUUUAUAAUGCAUCUGGUGCCACUACCAAUAUGCCUCUUCCGACUCCCAAGCCAACAGCUCCUUCUGGGACAGUGGAAAUGAGGGGAUUAAAGACAGACUUGGAUCUCCAGCAAUACAGUUUCAUUAAUCAGAUGUGUUAUGAGCGUGCCCUUCAUUGGUAUGCAAAGUAUUUCCCUUACCUAGUUCUCAUCCACACUUUAAUUUUUAUGGUUUGCAGCAACUUUUGGUUUAAAUUUCCCGGAUCAAGUUCAAAAAUUGAGCAUUUUAUUUCCAUAUUGGGGAAGUGUUUUGAAUCACCCUGGACAACUAGAGCUUUGUCAGAAGUAUCUGGUGAGGAGCCAGAAGAGAAGGACAACCGGAAAAAUGCUCUGAGCAAAACAAUUGCUACCCCUUCUGCUGUGGAGAGCCCACUUGUGAAGACCCAGUCGCUAAAAUCCAUACCUGAGAAGUUUGUGGUUGAUAAAACGACAGCAGGAGCCCUGGAUAAAAAGGAAGGAGAACAAGCUAAAGCCUUAUUUGAGAAAGUUAAAAAAUUUCGACUGCAUGUUGAGGAAGGAGAUCUUCUUCAUGCCAUGUAUGUGCGUCAAACCAUACUGAAAGUUCUUAAAUUCCUCAUUAUUAUUUGCUACAAUAGUGCACUUGUUUCCAAAGUACAGUUUACUGUGGACUGUAAUGUUGACAUACAAGAUAUGACGGGAUAUAAGAACUUUUCCUGUAACCACACAAUGGCGCACUUGUUUUCAAAAUUGUCCUUUUGUUACUUGUGUUUUGUUGGAGUCUAUGGACUUACGUGCCUUUAUACUCUCUACUGGUUGUUCUACCGGUCCUUGAAGGAAUAUUCUUUUGAGUAUGUUCGUCAAGAAACUGGCAUUGAUGAUAUUCCAGAUGUGAAAAAUGAUUUUGCCUUCAUGUUUCACAUGAUAGACCAAUAUGACCCACUCUACUCAAAAAGGUUUGCAGUUUUCUUAUCAGAAGUCAGUGAAAAUAAAUUGAAGCAAUUAAACUUAAAUAAUGAAUGGACAGUGGAUAAGCUGAGGCAGAGGUUACUAACAAAUGCUUACAACCGCUUGGAGAUACAAUUAUUUAUGCUCUCCGGUCUUCCAGAUACUGUCUUUGAGAUAACCGAGCUGCAGUCUUUAAAGCUGGAAAUUAUUAAUAAUGUCAUGAUACCAGCAACAAUUGCUCAGCUUGAUAACCUUCAAGAAUUGUCCUUGUCUCAGUGCUCUGUAAAAAUUCAUACAGCAGCCCUGGCUUUUUUAAAAGAGAAUCUGAAGAUAUUGAGAGUAAAGUUUGACGAUGUUCGAGAACUUCCACCAUGGAUGUACAGUUUGAGGAACCUAGAGGAACUGUACUUGAUAGGCUCUUUAAGCCAUGAUAUAUCCAAAAAUAUAAACCUUGAGUCUUUCCGGGAGCUGAAGAGUCUUAAGAUACUGUUUAUCAAGAGUAAUUUAUCUAAAAUCCCUCAAGGAGCAGUUGAUGUUUCUGGUCAUCUUCAGAAAUUAUGUAUCCAUAAUGAUGGAUCCAAGCUGGUAAUGCUAAACAAUCUAAAGAAAAUGAUCAACUUGACAGAGCUGGAGCUUAUACACUGUGACUUGGAGCGCAUACCUCAUGCAAUUUUUAGUCUUAUAGCUCUUCAAGAACUAGAUCUGAAAGAAAAUAAUCUUAAAUCCAUUGAAGAAAUACUUAGUUUUCAACAUUUGCGUAAACUCACAAUCUUAAAGCUGUGGUACAACAGCAUUACCUAUAUUCCAGAACACAUAAAGAAACUUACAAGUUUGGAACGACUGUACUUCAGCCACAACAAGAUAGAGGUGCUUCCAUCUCACCUGUUCUUAUGCCACAAACUUCGAUAUUUAGACUUGUCUUAUAAUGAUAUUAGAUUCAUUCCUCCUGAGAUCGGAGUUCUCCAAAGUAUACAAUAUUUUUCAAUUUCUUGCAACAAAGUAGAAAGUGUGCCAGAUGAACUGUAUUUCUGCAAGAAAUUAAAAACCUUAAAAAUCGGGAAGAAUAACCUAUGUACUCUUUCACCAAAAAUUGGGAAUUUAGUAUUCCUAUCUUACCUGGAUAUUAAGGGUAAUCAUUUUGAAACUUUGCCACCAGAACUUGGAGAUUGUAGGGCCUUGAAGAGAGUUGGACUUGUUGUAGAAGACACUUUAUUUGAGACACUUCCAUCCGAUAUUAGAGAACAAAUGAAAUCUGAAUAGGACAAAACGACCUGAUGUCAGGGCCUAUUAUAGGACUGAAAGGGAAAUCAAGAACAGUACUGUUGUGAAGACAGAGGGAAUGAUUCUCUGUUACUGGACCUAAUAUUUUGUCUUGUCAUGGCCCACUUAUACUGGGCAUCAUUUUAGUGUACAUGUUGCUGGUCACUAUUUUUCAGCACUAUAGUGUUGACUGUUGAGUGUUGGCAUUAAAACAAUCUAUUGCAGGGCAAUGUAACUUUUUGUGGGACCUUUGUAAACUUUUAUUUGAGGUUAGAAAUGCUCAGGUACUGUCUGUAGAUCUGAGAAACAUUUAUAUUUUGUUUAAAAAAAAAAUUUUGUGUUACAGUUACUUUGUCGGUUCUUUUAUGACUGUUCCAGGGACCAAGCUAUCACGAAUUAGCUCAUCAAGUAUACCUGUUUUGUAUAAAUAACUUAAAUGACUAUACAGUGUUUCGUGAAUGUUAGUUUGUGCCUUAUUUUAUCACAUAAUGAGAAAAAAAAUGCGUUUCAGACUUUUUUUAUUCUAGAAUUCGAUGCACUAUAAAGAUGAUUUUGAACAUGGA
This is a messenger RNA of Bufo bufo (common toad), 3163 nucleotides long. RefSeq names its product leucine rich repeat containing 8 VRAC subunit C (gene LRRC8C). The coding region runs from base 198 to 2600 and encodes 800 amino acids. The transcript is spliced from 3 exons. NCBI's taxonomy places the organism in Eukaryota, Metazoa, Chordata, Amphibia, Anura, Bufonidae. The record is from RefSeq and is a predicted model, not a curated record. Gene Ontology annotation, molecular function: protein binding.